Plectropomus leopardus (leopard coralgrouper) is the source of this 1092-nucleotide messenger RNA. The record is from RefSeq and is a predicted model, not a curated record. NCBI's taxonomy places the organism in Eukaryota, Metazoa, Chordata, Actinopteri, Perciformes, Serranidae.
GUUGGAAAUCGUUUUGAAUCGAGAAGCGAUUCUGAAUCGAAUCUUGACCCCAAAAAUCGAAAUCGAAAUUGAAUCUUGAGAUACUGAAAGAUUCACACCCCUAAUUGUGACAACACUAUAUUACUUUACACAAACUCAUAACCUAAUUAGAAAGGACUCCUUAACUUUUUUGUCAUUGUGGGUUGAUUUGUUUUUAAUCUUUUAUGAUAUUACUUCUAAUAGGCAGAAUUCAGCUCACAUACCAAAGAUCUACAAAAUGCUGAAAGUGCUUCAAAAAAGCAUGCUGAAAGUGCUUCAUCUUUUCAUGCCAAUCAAAGACAUUCUCUGGAUCUGGAAACUCAUGAUAUAGAAACAAGGUCACAACAAAAUCUAGGUAAGUAAUGUUAUAGAUCAUCAACAUCAACAUUAUACAUUAAUGAUGGAAUAUGUCAACAUUAACAUCAUCUUAAAGAAAGGGUGCCAUCAAAACGUCAUCACCACGAGUGGCCUCAAACUAAAGAAGACUUUGACCACCAUGACUUUGUUCCGAUGGAAAAGCCUCAACAGACAUACUGUGAGGACUGGUAUAUCGGGGCUUGUACUCGAGCAGAUGCAGAACACGCCUUACACCUGGUAAACAAGGAUGGAGCAUUUUUGGUACGAGACUGCUCCGUCAACACCAACAGUGAGCCCUUGGUAUUGGCUGUGUACCAUGAGAAGAAGGUUUACAAUGUAAAAAUCCGGUUCAUCGAGAACAUUGGCAAGUACGUCCUGGGCACAGGACAACGAUCAAAUGAUAUGUUUGACUCUGUGGCCGACAUCAUCAAGUUUCACUCCAUAUUCCCAAUAAUACUCAUCAGUGGAAGAAGUAUGCCUGCAAGCAAAUACCCAGAAAACUGUGUGCUUACAUUUCCAGUAACGAGACGAGAUGUUGACCAGCUGCUGCAAUAACACCAGAACCAUUCCAGCAAAAAUAAUCUGUUCAAUUCCAUCUGGUUGUAACCCAAAAUAUCCACUUAUGUUUAACAUGAGCAUGCUAAGAAACAGCUUACUGUGUGUAAAAAUUGUUAAAGUGUUUGUGUCAAUAAAUAAACGUUUUAUCCAAAUCUGCAA